AUAUAUAUAUAUGCUUAUUAUAGUCUCAGGCUAACCAAAACCUUGUAAGUGGAUUUCAUACUUGGAAACUGAAAGAAGACUGUCGUAUAUAUAUCUACGUGUAUCUGUGUGUCUUGUGUUUGUACCCUUGACAACUGAUAUUGCUGUUUACAUUCCCAUAACUUAGCGGUUUGGUAAAAGACACUGACAGAAUGAGUUCUAUUCUUACAAAUUCUGCUGAGGUUGACUUUGCCUUUCAUCCUUUCAGAGUACCAGUUAUGUACUGGGUCGAUAUAAUUGACUGCCCCCCCCCCAAAAAAAAACAUUUGAGGCCUUGUACCUAUAGCAGAAAGCAUCAUUGUUAUCGUUAUUAAGGCGGUGAGCUGGCAGAAUCAUUAGCAGGCCAAACGAAAUACUUAGUGGUAUUUCGCCCAUCAGUACGUUCUGAGUUCAAAUUCUGCCAAGGUCGACUUUACCUUUCAUCCUUUCGGGGUCGAUAAAUUAAGUACCAGUGAAACACUGGGGUCGAUAUAAUCGACUUACCCCCUCCCCCAUAUUUCAGGCCUUGUGCUUUUAACAGAAAAGGAUUGUUAUUAUUAUGCCCGUGAAGGUGGUUGGCUGUUCCAAUUCCUUAGCCUCGCCAUCGCUUCUGGUAAUGCCGCGAGCGUGUUGGCUUGCUUCGGGAGGUUCUCUGUUAACCUUGAGAUGUGUGAUCGAUUGAGGCACUUGGUGGUGAAUUGAUAUUUUUGUCGUUUUUCUUAUUUUCUUUCCUUAUUUUUCCUUGUUCCUCUUUUCCCAUUUUUUCUUCGUAUUUUUAAUGUGGUUUUGCCUAAUGUAUGCAUCAUGUACAUACGUGUUAUAUUCCAAUAAAAUUAACCUAAAUAAUAAUAAUAAUAAUUAUUAUUAUUAUUAGCUGUAGUGAUGGCGGUGAUGGGAAUAGAAAUAAAAAGAAGAAAAAGAGGCGGUGUUCAGCUUCGUUUUCUCUCUCUUUUUCACUGAAUUCUCGUAGUUGAUUGUUGCAAUUGUGUACGUCUGUUGCCAUGGCAGCCAGCACAGAGACAAUAUGGCGUCCUAACAGCAACGUUUGUGAUGUUAGGACUUCUAUUUGACGCCUGAUUCCUUAUCGUCCAAGACUCCUCUUCAGGGGUCAGUCUUGUCAGAAUGUUGGCCGGAGCUUACUCGAAACGGUUUCGCAAACUACAAGAAUACCAGAUUGAAAAACUGAAGCUCCUGAAUGCUUCCUAUGAGGAUUGUGUUAACCGCAACAAUGAAGAAACGGCCAAUAUCAUAGGGAAAGCCAGGCGCCUCUCUCAAGAAACAAACAAAAGGAGAAAAGUUCUAGCUCUACGAAGGAAGCAAGAAAGUCAAAGAGAGGAGAACCGACGCCAAGAAAUUUUACUGCACCGGCGAUUAUUGCAGCAAGAGGCAACAGAACGGUUUCAGAGGGCACCGCUUCAAAGUUGCAGCAGAAAAGGAGCAAGUUGUCCUAAUACGCCCCUGGAGGAAGUGCUCCAGAUCAUACGAGGUGAGACAUCUAACAGUAAGGCAACAAGUCAAACCACUAAACCACUUCGAUCCCACUCAGCAAAACUACCGAAGGAAGUUCAGUUUGGUAAUGCUGUCCUAACCACAAAACCACCCAUUCACACACCGUCCCAAUUACAGUAUUUGUUGAAUCCUUCUGAGAGAGCAACUUUGUGCAGCCAGAAGAACUUAAAAGCUAUGGUCAACAACCGGGACUUGUUUGAGCAGCAACUGCGAAGACAUCAACAGCAACCAUUUGAUCAGGGGGCAUCCCCUGCAUCAAAAGAAGACCUAAGCGACUCUGAUCAAAGUAUUUCUAGCAGUGAGACUUACAGGAAGAAAUGCAAGCUACCAUCAAGUGCAUCAAACCAAAACACUUCUAUAGCCAUCGGUGACCAUAUUACCAAAUAUAAUAAGAUGCUUUUGGUUGGCAAUGGUAACAAAAUGAUUGAUGAACAGCAUUCUUUAAAUGGUAACCAUAGAACUUGUGAAGCCAACUCAGAAUGCAAUGGUUGUGGUGACUAUCCUUCCUGCUGCAAUAAUAGUACCACCAAACAGGAACUCCUACCAAAUUCAGAGCCUUCAACAAAAUGGUCAAACCACAAAGCUGCUCAGUUAAUGUCUCUCUUAGGACCUAAAACAGUUGCCCACUCUUCUGCAAAUGUGAAACCAAUCACAGCAUGGUCGAGUCCUGGAAAUCAUCUAAAGAACGACAAGAAAAUAAAUGGUACCAUGGAAAAUUGUGAUCAGUUUGAAAAUUAUCGUCAAAUGGAAAAUACUUGUAUUAGAGACACCAAGUGGCCCCAAAAUUCUACAGUUGACCCAAACAAUAAGCCAUUAAGUGGUGGAAGAACUUGGACAGUUUCAAAACAUAAUAUUUAUGAAAGACAGCUUUCGAAUUUUUCAAAUACUUCCUCUAACAUUUCUUAUAGUUCUUCUAAAUUGAAUGGGCCAGCUUCAGAAAACCAACAUGCAGACACUCAACCAGAUGUUGCUCUUCAAACUGGUUGUAAUUCUAUAAUUCAUAAAACUACAGAGAGUUCCAAAAGUAACAUGGCAUCUACUUGUAAGAAUACUGUGACCAAUGCUACUACACCAACCAAAGAACAGUAUUCAACCACUAGCUAUCAAUCAACAAGGCAAACUUCAGCCAAUAACCAUCAAGCAAUUAGACAAAAUUCAGCUAAUAGUUAUCAAAGAACAAGACAGAAUUCAACCACUAAUCAUCAAGAAAUAAAGCAUAAUUUUGUCAACCAUUGUCACGCACACAAACAGAAUUCAUCCCCUAACUGUCAAACCAGAUGGAAUUCAACCAAUCCUGAAGCAAAACAUGAAGUAUCUGAUCAUGUGACAGCAAACAAGAAAGCUAGUAAAACUGGACCAGAAAAUGCCUCAACUGUUGUCAUUUCAAAUCAAAAGAAAUCAAACUCAAGUUGUCCUGCAUUAAAAAAAUGGGACAAUGACAAUGAUGAUAGUGAUGCUGAUGAUGAUAUUGAUGAUGACAGUAAUAACUAUAAUAAUUACAAUCCUAUAAUGCCUUGUUGCCAUGUAACACCAAAAGUUAUUGUGAGAAAGCAGUCGGUUCUGGCAUCAGAGGAAACGCAUCCAGGAUACAAAGAUCAGAAGAAACACAACUUUCACAGUUACCAUUCCAAUGGAAAGAAUCUUGAGACAAAUGGUAAUGGUUGUGAAGAAGUUAGAGCUGGGACACAGAUUAAGAAGAAUGGCAAAUCUGUCCGUAGUAUUCUGAAACAUCAGACUGAUGCCAAUGUCAACCAAUCAGCAAUCCCUUUUCAACUAAAAGACAGCCUGGAAAUUACUCGUUUACAUUAUUCAACCAAUCAAAGGGAGAAUACUGACAGAAAUGAGAAACCAUCCAAGAAGCAUGUUCACUUUGCAAUGGAGAACAUCCUGUGUGAGAAACAGUUGCAGACUUCAAACAUUGUUAAGGACAAAAUAGCAGGUUUUGCAGCGGACAAACCAUUGACCACUGGCUUGAAGUGUAAGGCUGACCCCACCAAUACAUAUCAAGGUGAAAAGAGUGGAAUUGUAAAAGAAAAUCAAGAAAAUCAGUAUGGAAGUCGCCCUUCAGCAAAAGCUUUUAUUAUACCACAGUCUAGUGUCAAUAAUGAUGGCCAGGCAUUGACAAACAGCUGUAACGAGACUAUGACAAGUGGGAAACCUGCAGAUAAGAAACCUGGCAUACAACACAUCACCAUGGGGAAGCUGAAGAAUAUGUUCAGUUCUCAGAUCCCGCUUCCAGUCAACAGUCCGGCAUUGUCAAACAUUUCAAACCAGAGCGGGAACAAGAAGCCUGCUUCAAACUUAGGUGAGAGGAGAAAACUGCUAUCUGCUGGUGGGGUGCCAUCCAAGCCACCCGUAGGUCUCCAUGUAGACAAGACACCCACAGAUGAAGAAAUCAAUUUGGUGUGGCAGAAAGUGAAAUCCUGUUUCAAACAGAACUCUACAUACCACCAAAAACACCAUCAUCAUCCCCAGCAACAACUACAUGUAAAAUACCAGCAGCAACAACAACAACAACAACAGGUAGCUGCAAACACACAGCCCAUUCACUUUAAUGGUCGAUUGCUCACCUGCAAAAUGCCAGGCUGGGGCAAUAACCUGAGUAUUGUACAUCAGAAUGGUUUCGACAAUUUCAACUCCAUGGAGAAAUCCGACAACUAUCUGAGACGACUUGCCUUUCUACAGCAGAAAGCCAAACAACACUCUCAUGCCAUUCACAAUAACAACAACAAUAAUGGUAAUAAUAAUAAUAAUAAUAAUAAUAAUGACAGUAGUCAUUGUUAUUAUGAUGGUACAUUGAGCAAGACAGAGAACAGUAAUGUACGGAACAAAGUGAAACCAAUGCCCAGUGUUCACACACAAGUCAGUGAAAGCCUGGCUGCAUUUCUCGCAGCCGAAGACUACUCCAAGCUACUCAACGUGACAGACAAGCAAACGAUGGUUGCAAUGAACCAUGCUGCAGCAGAGCAGCAGGUGUUUAACAGAAGACAGCUGCACAUUAAAGGUCCAACAAUAUUAUCUCUCGAAGAACAACGACUUAUGGAAUCCCUUGAAAGGAUUAACAACAAAUUAAAAGCAUCAAGAAUUACAAAAUAUCAGUGAAAGUAAACUUCCAGCGGCAGAAGAACACAAGAAAUUAAUCUGUGAUAUAUUUAAAAUGAAACAAUUAAAAAAAAAAAAAACUCUAUAAUGAAAAUAAGAACAAAAAUAAGGAAAAAAGGAAAUCUCCCCCACAAAAUAAAAUUUUUAAAUGAUAUAUAUAGUAUUAUUAUUAUGCUAAAGAACAAAAACGAAUAGUAAAAUUAUACAAUUAAAAUACAAAGCGUUAACUAUUUGAAACUAAUUCAGUUCAUUAUACAAAAAAAUAAAAUAUAUAAAAACGAAUUA
This is a messenger RNA of Octopus bimaculoides (California two-spot octopus), 4914 nucleotides long. RefSeq lists its product as uncharacterized. The record is from RefSeq and is a predicted model, not a curated record. Gene Ontology annotation, biological process: cytoplasmic microtubule organization; mitotic spindle organization; non-motile cilium assembly. Lineage: Eukaryota; Metazoa; Mollusca; Cephalopoda; Octopoda; Octopodidae. Gene Ontology annotation, cellular component: ciliary base; centrosome.